Messenger RNA from Phymastichus coffea, 15979 nucleotides. It is a transcript of the gene Bruce, whose product is annotated as baculoviral IAP repeat-containing protein 6. Gene Ontology annotation, biological process: apoptotic process; regulation of cytokinesis; negative regulation of apoptotic process. The transcript has 48 exons. Gene Ontology annotation, molecular function: cysteine-type endopeptidase inhibitor activity; ubiquitin conjugating enzyme activity. Lineage: Eukaryota; Metazoa; Arthropoda; Insecta; Hymenoptera; Eulophidae. Gene Ontology annotation, cellular component: nucleus. The record is from RefSeq and is a predicted model, not a curated record. The coding region runs from base 233 to 14533 and encodes 4766 amino acids.
AGAGAGAGAGAGAGAGACACACACACACACGUAUACACACACACGGAGAGAGCCGCGCGAGUUAAGGCAUAUGAGAGAGCGCGGAGAGAGAGAGAGAGAUAAGUAAGGGUGAGAGAACGCGUUGAACUUUUUGGGAUUCCACAACUCGAUUUGAGACUUGGACAGCAGAUAUCACAAUCUUCGAAUCGCCAGACGACGAGGCAGCAGCGCUGGCGACGACGAGCCGCCUAAGAUGGCCGAUGACGAUCCCUGGCUGCUCAAGGAAGACGGCUUCCUGAACGUCGGCGUCGAGGUCAGCCAGAUCGUCUAUCACCCCAACCUCAAUGUCCUCCUCGUCACCACUGCCAACCCAGCCCAAAUCUACGUCCUCGAUGUCAACUGCGGCGAGAUUCUCCAGAGAUGUACCCUCUCCGGUAAAGCAGAUGGAAAAUUACAAGGUGUUUAUUUAGGUGAAGGGGUAGACAAAAUCUUGUAUACAGAUGGCAGGGGCCUUGGGAUCAGAAGUGAUUACAAUGGUGUCCUUUUGUUGGAUUCUAUUUUACAAUUGCCAGUAUACAGGAGUGAAGAUAUAGUUAAAUUAGAGAUGCUGCUCACAGAAGCAAUACUGUUGCACCACUGCUUGCGAUCAGUCGAGCUUCCGGGAGUAGAUCAUGUUCAAGAAGUGCUGCAGGAAUUGUCCACCAAUAUUGCUUUAGCCAAAACAAAUAGAAAGAAAGGAAUUAAAGCUCAAAAGUAUAAUACAGUAUGUCUAGAAUUGUCGCAUGGAGCUCUAAAAUUAGUAUGUUCAAAUUUGGUAAUGGAUUUGAAGAAGCAAAAUAAACAUAUUCCUGCAUUACCUAUAGCAUCUGCCAUUAGUGAAAGACUUAAUGGCCUACUCCCCGGCCUUGUUAUGGAAAGCGAGAGUACUGGAAAAGUUCUUAUGUAUAGUGAAGCAGCUCGUCGUGAUACUUUUUCAAAGUGGCCCCACAUGAGUUACAAGUGGGCGCUGCCAGACCAAAUGGCACAGGCAGGAUUUUAUCAUCAGCCAAACACGACGGGCGAGGACAGAGCGAUGUGUUUUACGUGCAACGUGUGUCUCGUUUGCUGGGAACCCACGGAUGAGCCUUGGUCAGAGCACGAACGUCACUCGCCAGCUUGUCCUUUUGUCAAAGGCGAAUACACGCAAAAUGUGCCACUCUAUGUAACUUUAGCUACAGCACCCGCGCAAUCUGUUGGUGAAUCUGUUAAUGUGAUCGGUACGACGAACGUUGGUGGACUCGUUGCUACGGCUUCACAAGGCGGUUUCAUCAAUGUUUGGAAUGUGCAAAGCCAGUCUAAAAGAGAAGUAUCCUUUUAUUUGAGUCCAAGUGACGUAGAGCCAAACAACAAGGAUUCGUUUGAAUUCUACGCUUCGAAGACAUCACCGUCACUGACAAGUGGAUAUUUACCGAGCCUCGUUACGGAAACGGACGCCUUGACGGACGCCUACAAGCCGUCACCAAGCUCUAGCAACAAUAGCAAUAGAAAGCUCCAAGUGACAGCAUUGGCGCUAGUCGAUGGGCCAAAAUCUCAGCGUGAAGCUCGAGGCAUGUCACACGUUGGGAACCAGGAGGUUAACUCAAAUGCUUUAAUUAGGCCGUCCCUCGUGUGCGGUGUGUCUGUCAGCUCGAGUUUCGGCAGCGCCGGUUCGAGCGCCAGUUCAUCUUCUGCUCAGAUGCGAUCUCUCGAAAACGUCUGGGCAACGACCACAGACUUAGCCUCCUCGUCAUCAUUAGUUCGCGCAAUGAACAGCGUCAACAGUGCGGCUAGUAGUAGCAGCAGCAAUAGUUUGGAUAUCAUGAAGGUGGCUACAAAUGACGCAUAUAGUCCGACAAGGUCGCACUACCUCGUGCUCUGUGACUUUCAUCACAAGGCCGCCGAGGCACAGCCGACCAAGAAGGACAGCUCCAAAGAUGGCACCAAAAGCAAAAAACAGCUCUCGGGUACCGGUACCAGUGCUAGCUCCAACGGCAUCAGACAGGAGAGCCUCUAUCAGGAAAUCCUACUUAGCAAGUUCCUUCUUGAGGAAAUCAAUGAGGAUGUCGAUGCGGAGAUGGUUGGAAGUGGUGGUGGUGGUGGCCCUCACUUCGAGAGUAUCUAUUCACCACAUGGAGUCCUUGCUCCGACGGCGAACGGUAUUUUCUAUGGCAUAAAUAGCUCCUUACCGACGCUGCCAACGUCGAGCUCGUUUGACACCAACUCCAAUCCUAUAAACUCGUACGUGCCAGAACAAUUCGCCUCGACAUCUAAAAUGACCCAACUAAGGAAGACUCUCGACACGAUCAAAACUAGUAAAGUUGCCGAGCCCGUCGUUAUACAAACUAUACGCAUCGAGGCCAAAAAUUCACUUAGAAUCAAUAACAUUCUGCCCACGAAGGACGGCAAGCAUUUAUUCGUUACACUUAGUCCAGUGGUUGCAGAUGUGUCAGCAAUCGAGUCCUUUUCCAAUACUAACCAGAUGGAUGUCGACGACGAAAGCGCUCCAAAGAGCUACGUGUACUGGGACCAUAACGAUGUGCAGUCUAAGACAUUAAUGAACGGCGAGAUACAAAGCGAGUCAGAGAUAAGUGCGUGCCCUAUUCUACUUGUGUAUGCUUUGGACUUUACGGACAAGGUGGUGAGACUGAGGCCAGAGCCGAUACUCAAGCGGGAGCUAUUAGCGUGGCAGGCGCCGGAAGAGUGCGUGCUGUUGCCAACCUUUGAGAGAGGUCGACUCUUCAAUGGCAAUAUGCAUGUCGAGGCUCAGGACACCCAAGAAUUCCGCGGACAAGUGGCCUUAGUUUGUAGGGAUGGAGUGGUGAGGCUGAUAGACCUAAGCAACCUCAAGACUGUUACUGAGGCUAAGCUUAUUGGACACAAAUUCAUUUCAGCUGCUUACUGUACAGGUUUGGAUAGGUUGUGUGCGUGUACAAGUGAUGGGGCUCUUCAUUUUUUCAAGCUAACAUCUGAAGAUGAUACUGCUGAAGAAAAGGACGUAGACGAUCUACAAAUGAUAACCGAUCCCAGCGUAUGUUACGAGAGUGAAUUAGCGACUCCUAGUACAUCAACUUCAUCUCCCGUCAACCAAGAACAAAUUUUGGCACAUAGACAAAAUUUAACAUACCAAGAUUUACGAUCGCUAUACGAUUUAACUAGAUUUGAUCGACACUCACCAGCAUAUAAAGCUACGGUACCACCUUGUUGGAGUGAAAUGAUGCAAGCUCAACGCCAACGUCGUUAUCCGCAACAUCUGCAUCAGUCAGAAGAUCAGCACCAUACACGUACUUGGCGCUUGCAAAAUGAUACCCAGUACUAUAAUUUGCGUAGGGGUACCUGGGACGAGCACAUUUUUGAGCUUACAUUACCGAGAAGUGCUGCAGGCAACGUUGGCCAUGUUGAUGUUAGAUUCAGUUUGCAUUUCCCAUGUCUUGAGCUUCCAAUGAUACAAGUUACUCUUCUGAAACAAAUUAUGACUGGAAUCGGGAACAAACCCUAUUUAAUUGCUGUGGAUGAAAAAAUAGACUUCAGAAUUGGACGCGAACAAAAAGCUGAUAAUCCUGUCAUUACUGAAGAGUACCAGAGACAUCAUAAUACAGAAAUUCUUUGUGGUCCUAUAAAUUUGCAGCGCUGCAUGGAUUUAUCUGAUCAUUCUGGCUGUGUAACUUUGACUAGCCCUAAGUUAUUUCGCACGAAAGCUAAGACACUUUUGGUUCAUAUAAAGGCUUUGAUUGAUCCUACAAAAGAAGGGGCGUUAUCAAAAUCAAGAUAUACUUUAUUAGAAUCCAAACCGCCAACAUCCAAGAAAUUAAGGAUUGACGAAACUGGUCCACUUCCUCCUGGUGCUACAGUAGAAAGAUUUGCUACAAAUGCAACUAAAAAAUUAGAUAGUUAUAAUGGUUGUGAUUGGAUUCAUGAAGUAUCAAUUACAGUGAGAUCAGUUCAUCCUACAAAUAUUUCAAAUGAGAAAUUACAGAGAUGUGCGAUGUUGGAGUCCAAAGCUUUUCUUGAGAAUUUAUUAAGCGUAGCUUGUUUAGAAACGUCUAAUAAGUCACCAGUUAUUCAGUCACUAGCUUUGGAUAUUUUAAUAUGGGUUGCUGCAAUAAGAUUAACAAGAUUACGUACUGGUUUAAACAGUACGAAAUCAAAAGCAAUACAGUUGGAAACUGUUCAUUGUGUACAAGAAAGACUACCUAGUCUGUUACGUACUUGUUUGCUCCACGCUGGACGAAGUAUAGCGCACAAAUGUGUUAAACUCAUCGUACUUUGUAUAGAGGGUCUUCACAAUUUAGAGGAUCCAUCGCCUCAUGCUUUUGAAGAAGCUGUUUUAUCAGUUUUAGUUUCUAUAUUACCAUACAUAGUUAGUGUUCAAUGGGCUGGUUCGUUAAGAUGGCUUGCUAUACUUGUAACAAGAUUGUUACCUCUAGAUAGAAACCACAAUGUGGCUCAACAAUGUAUUAAGCUUAUUCAAGAAAUCUCCACUGAAAUGUCAAAACGUGUUAAUCCUUAUCAUUUAUUACUUGCAACGAGGUUUGGACUCUAUAACUCACCAUUUGAAACUGAAUUAUUUGAUAUGGAUCCACCUAUCUCGGCCAAAUCCACUUCAGUACCUGUAACUAAUACUUAUUCUAUUGUAACGAAUGAACAACCCAGCACGUCUGUAGCUGCUACAAAUAUGUCGUACACUCAAGAUGCCAUUGACUUGCGUGAUCUUCUGUCAUUGCCUUCACAUUCAACUGGUGAUCUUAUUGUGCCAAGUAAAUUAAAAGCGCUUUGUGCAAACCACAGUAUGAAAGGACUUCUUGAGGUUGAACCAUUGCAUUUUACUUGUCACGCUGCUUCUGAUGGCACGAAGAUGGAAAAAAUUGAUCCUAACGUCAAUUCUGUAUCUGCCGCUGUGUUGUAUGAACCAGCAGUGCCUACAACAAAUGCAACGUUUGAUGCCAAAAUCAUACAUCACGCAUACAACUUUGAGGCUGGAUCCCUAGGACCAGAUCUACAAGCAAAACUAACAUGCAAAUUAACCGAUCUGCUAAGCCAGUGCACAAAAAAUGCGCAAAAAGCAAACUACCAAUCACUGACAAAAAAAAGCCAAGACUUUUACACUCCUGAUGAUCAAUCGGAUAGUGAUGAGGGUGGUAACAUGCAAUGUAACACUACACAUAUUUGGAGCGUGUAUAGUGAUAAGCCUCCGUCAUUGACUACAGUCCCGAAAGAAAAAUCUUCGUCCUCAUCCAUAACUAAUGUCGGAACUUCUUCUUCGUCUAGCAAAAUGGAGGAUAUUGGACCAAAAAAGAAAGAUGACGUUGCUUUUCCAUGGGGAAGGUUACUUUGUUGGCCUCCACAGCAGGCCCUAGUUGUAGAGAGAAUGCACUCGGGAGCAAGGAGAUUUGUUAUUUUAGACUUUGGAGCGCCUGUGCUUCUCACCGAUUUGAUGAUACCUGCUUGCAGCGAUUUAGUUUCUCUAUCAAUUGACAUUUGGACAAAAAGUGAGGAAAGUGAUGGCAUACGAUUAGUAGUCGCUGGAGACAUUGGUAAUAAGCCAUUGGUUGUUAAUGAUUUGCAGCCACCUCCAGUUUGUAGAUACUUAAAGAUUACGACUAUUGGUCGAUAUGGUAUGUCUACAACUCGUUGCAAAAUCCCUCUGGGAACUUUUUAUGGGCACAUGGUUGUAUUACCAGGGGAAGAUUAUUCUGAACUUUCAUCGUUUGAAACAAACACAAUCGAUUCAGGGCUUCAAGCAACAAUUGAAUCGCAUUGUAACAUAUUGUCUGCUCUUGCUGAGGAUGUACAGUGUAGAUUUACCUUGGCUACAGAGCGUUUGAAAAGUUAUCUUGAUCCAUUAUUAUGUACGGAAACUCCCAACGUUAUACAUAUGCAACAUUAUUUGAAUAAUAGCAAAAAUUCAACUGACAGUAAGGAACAACCUUCGGUGAAAAUUUUGUCAACAUAUCAAGAAUGUAUUAUGUAUCAACAUCAAUUGAAUAUUAUUCGUGGAGUAUGGCAAAGGUUAGAGUCGUGGAGAAAUUCGGAAAGUAAUCCACCAACAACAUUAGUAAAUGCAUCUAGCGAUAAAUUGCGUAUUCUUGGAGAAACUCUCCUGGAUAUACUCCUUUAUACUAUAUACGAAAUCGGUCCUGUUCCUACUGUACCCGUAACAUUGUACGAUUCUUUUACACCAGUAGUGUGUGAAAAAUUAUUCAACUCAAUUUGUGUGAUGACACCAGCUCCACACAUGCAACUUUAUACAGUUGCUCUAUUAGCCAAAAUGGCUGGACAUCAACCAUGGUGGGGAAACUUCCUUGCAAAUGCAUUGAUAAAUUUGUAUUCUGCAUCUUCAACGCAUAUUUUUCCACAAGACAGGGUAUUCAUUUUGUUAACAUUCCUUGGUCGUAAAUCAUUAAUUGCUUCGGCUAAUAAGUCUUCGGUAAUUGAUGCUAUGGUACGUACGCUUGGAGGGUUAUUAGCACCUUUAUGUAUGGGCCAAAAUGAAAACUCAAACAGAUUGGAUACAACCCUCAUUGGUUGGGUACUUCUUUUCCUAUCUGUAUGCUUAGACACAACAGCUGUGCAUUCAAAUUCUUCUGAGGAAAGUCACGAUAAGAAUAAAGAACAAGGGUUUUCGUCUCGCUGGGAAUUCAUUCAAGGAGAGCUUGCAAUGCAGAGAAAGUUUAUUAGCUCCAAUCGCUCAUCAGUAUCACGUAGCUAUCGUAAAAAGUUACAGAAACGUCUCAUGCAUCAUAAGCAACAACUACAAGAUUUAGAGCAGGCAAAAAAAUCUUUUCAUUCGGCUUCGCAGGCUGCUACUUUCUCUACAAAAUUGGAGGCUGCGUUAAAGUCCCAAGAACGUUAUUACAAGAAAACUCUAAAGCAACAUUCUACAAAGUAUUCUAAGGACUUGUACAGCCUUAGAAGAAAUGAACUGCAACAUUUGAACCGAAGAUCUCAAUCGCAGCCAAGUACAAGUCAAUCGGAUUCAAUGGACACUGAUGUUGACUAUACAAAUAACUUGUCACAUCAGUAUGUUCUUCCAGUGGCACGUGGUCUCGUAGCUCUGUUAUUAAAUAAUGUUUCAAACGUUGACAUGUUUUUGCUAGCAUGCAAGGUUGUUGCCCGAUUAGUUGUUUCUACACGUCCUGCUAUUAGUUUAGGUGAAUUAAUGAGCGAAGAUCAACUUCUUAGACUAGUUAGAUUAGCCACUGGGAAUUCUGAUACGGCAUGGUCAUCACACGCUGUCUCUUGUUUAUUACAGGAUUUACUAGAAGGUGAAAAAUUAUAUCCUAGAAACUCUCCGCCAAAUGAACCCAGUCCAUCUGAUGAUGCCUUUGAACCUUUACCUGCUGAAGAAGCAAAAGUAGCUGAUGAUGAUGUUACAGCAGCAGUAGCUGGACCUAGUAAUUCUUCAACUGCUUUCGGAAAUGAUGAAGGCUUUGCUGAUGGAGACGAAGAUACUCAAGAUAGUAUCGUCGUGGCACCAACGAACGCUUCUUCUUCUAAAAAUAGUGGAUUUAAUCUUCCAUCUUUAUUAGAGUCUGAAGACAGUGAAUUUGAAGAUUUUCUUGACAAUAUUCUAGAUCGCAGUAAGGCGAUUCCUAAAAAAGGUAGUGCUGUUUCUAAAUAUCCUACCAUAACAAGCUCAGGCAUUUCGCAAGCUAUUGACGCAAGGCUAGAAUAUGGCGUUGAAUCCAACGUGGAAAUAGCACUUCGAAGACUUUCUGCUCUUGGAACCUACAACUUGCCUCUCGGCAUAAACGCAACAAUUAACCCAUCAACAGAUUCUUCCCGUAAUGUACAGAGUUCAUCAUCAAGACAGAGCAGUUAUUCUGAUAGAGUUCAAGAAGUUUGGAAUACAUCGGAAGCUCCUAUGUCGAGUUUACUUAUGUUAACGAGAUGUUUCGAUAAGAUUUUUACUGAAUUGUACAUUCAGAAUAUGGGAAUCAACCUUGAGAUGGUUUUGCAGCUGUGGUUAACAUUGAAUCUUGACGCUGCAUCGGAAUCUACCACCACCCAAUUUGAUCCGUCACUAACUCCUGUUAUUCCUCUUAGUUCUACAGCAAUUGCUGGACUAAUCUCUGCUUUUUCUUGGCAUCCUGGACUAUCUUUGCGAGCUUGGUGUUACGCUUUACAGUGUUUGACACUUGCGAGCAAUCAACCUUUACAAACUGAACAAGUCGAAGCUGCCAGCUGUAGCACUCCAUUAGACGGUUUAUUGGGAGGUAUGGCUGGUUGUAUAAUAAAAGAACGAAAUAUGGGUGCUAUGCUUCUUCGUCUCCUCUCUGGAAAUGGAUUGAAUAUAGAUACCGCUAAUAAACAUUUUGGAAUGGCUGGACCAACAUUAUGCCAAGCUUUACAAGAUUUUCUCGUGAGACUUGAAAUGCGUUGUGACGUUAUAACACCUGGCAGUGCCUUGGGAAAUUCUUUAAAAGAACUAUUGCUGUGGGUUGUUUAUCAAUUAGUGCAACCUGGCGGAGCCUUGGUUGCACGUCGUGGUCCACUGGAUGCCCAAUGCAAACUGAUUACCUCUUUACUUAAUUUAAAUUUCAUAAACACUGAUUUGGGAACUGCUAUGAGCAUAUCUGAAUGUGUAGGAGAACUAGUUUCUACCCACGUCAGAGGAAACGGAGUUGGAGCACAAUGCGGCGGAUCAACUGAUUCAACCAACCAAACAGGAGGUUUUGUCGGGUUGUACGCGUGUGUACUUGGGGGCGAUGCAAGGCAAGGUCGACCUGCUUCCUGGGAUGCCUUGGUCGUUGCUCUCAUCAAGCUUGUUUGUAGGCUGGUACAAACACCUUUACCGAAUGUAAGACCUACUAGAUCUGACAGUACAACUGAUAUGGAACUUGGAGAAUCUUCACAAUCAAGCUCAAAUCAAAAUGACAAUCAAGAGAAGAUGAAUACCUCGCAAACUGAUGAAAGCAAAGUUGCGGAACAACAAACCUCAACUCGAAUAUAUCAGUCGUCCAAGCCGAGGGUACCAUGUGUUGCUGAUACUGUUUUACAGCACGAACCCACAAUGAUAAGAUUAUUGGGUGCACUCGGUCACAGUUCAGGAUCAUCUUUAGCUAUGCUUAUAGGCGAAGGUUCUAAUAGUAAUCCUACAACUGAAUUAAGUGCGAUUCCUUCGAUUCCUGAUGCUACUUUUCAAUUAUUAUGUACACUGAUGAAGAAAGCUAGCAAUCCAACUCUUGUACUCAAUCCUGUUCACCAAUACCUUGCUUCAUCAUGCACACAAGCAAUAUCCGAUCGACAUGUUGUGAUGCAGCUGUCAGAACCUCUGCUUUGGUUCAUCUUACGAGUUCUCGACAACGAAACAUCCUUAUCCGUUUUCACGUCAAUGGGUGGUGUGAAAGUAUUGUGUGAAAAUCUCGUGAAGUCCAGUAAAAGUUAUAAUUACAAUAGCUCAAACUCUCCUGGAGUGAUCGCAUUGGUUAUGCAGCACUUGUCGAAUGCAUCGAGCCUAGCACCAGUCGUCUCUAGCAGUAGCAGUAGCAAAAAAUCGGUAAGUUCUCUUGAGGAAGGCUUGCUGAACUUUGCACCACUCGGCACCGUGUCUUGGAUCCACCCAACCGCGCAGCCUGCAGAUGUGCUUAUUCAAAGUGCCACACCUCACAGAAGAGCUAGAACAGCCGCCUGGUCUUAUCAUUUUUAUCCAGAUGAGGCGUGGGUUGAUUUAAUAAUUACAUUACCUUGUGCAAUAUUACUGAAAACUGUAGAACUGCAACCACAUUUAACAUCUUUAUCAACUUGCCCAUCGGCUGUGUCAUUAGAAGUAUCACGCGAAGGAAACACUGCCUUGACUCCCGUCUGCCCGCCUAUGCCGACAGCUGGUCUCACAUUUAUUCGUUUAACUUUAUCACAACCCGAAGUUGCGACUGCCGUUCUUGUAAGACUGUACAAACCUCGAGAUUCCGCAAAUAUAAGUUUGAGUCAAAUUCGAUUGCUCGGCACUACUGCCUUUGGUGAUCCUAAAUCAAGUCAAGAUAUUAUCGACGAAGAACAAUUAACUAAAACAAGUUUGGGAUGGUUACGUUUGGUACAUCAAUGUCUGGCAAUCAGUACAGCAAAUGUAAAUUUAAACAUCGAAGUAUUAAAUUCAGCAGCAUCGGUCGAAGGUUUAGUAGAAUCGUGCUGCAAUUUAUUGCUUCUUCCGGCUCCAUCGCUUUUUACACCCAACUUGGAAAGAGUUCUUCUACAGCUUGGCUUACAUUCUUGCGAACUUGGACUCCGCCUUAUCAAUCUUUUACUGAAUAAUAAAACUAUGCCGCUUUUACAAGACUCCGCAUUGAGCCAAGAAACUACGACAGUCCAGAUGGUUGUCGAGUUGUUAGAACAACUUUGUACCGCGCAAGAUCUGAACACUCGAGCUCGCAUGUCUGCUGUUUUAAAUUGGUUGUAUAGAGUCGCUAAAUCUUCCGUUGCUAGUAAUAUUGACAAUAAUUUACUGGGUGCCAUAAGAUCUGCAACACCACCAGCUGUUUACAUCCAUUGUAUAUCUACCAUAAUUUGGAACGCAGCUAAAAUACAAAAUCUCAAUUACGACUUAAAAGAACUUCUGACGGAAGAUUUGUUUGAUGCAUUAUACCAGUGGACUUUGACACUGAAAACUCACUCGGCUUUGAAGCAGGCAAUUGAUUCAGUGGUGUGCGCAUUCUGCUUCGUCCAACCGACCUUCUUCCGAUCAUUGUUUCAAAAGAUACAAAUAGACAUGGCGACUAUGCCUGGAGAUCAGUCAAGCGCUUCAAUAUCAGACGAUAGAAAAGAAAGCGAAGGUCAAACCGACGAUGUCAAAAGCACAACCGAUUGGUACACGCAUCUCACUCAAUCGAAAUUUAAGCGUCUGCCGCUGACGGAGGGUCAGCUUUUAACAAUAGCUUCAGCAUCACGUUCACCACCUGGAAUUUAUCAUCUUAUUGAGUCGGGCUUACCAACACUGCUUACCGCUAGCAUUACUAAAUUUGCUUUAUCAGAGCAAUCAAACAAGCAAACUCGAACAUACAUAAAUUUGCCUGUUGACGAAAUGGGUCCAAGUACAAGCGCAGGCAGCAGUAGUGGUUUAACAGAUAGCGUUAAGGCCGGCGAAGAUAUCGUUGAAAGGGAUUCACUGGAAGGAUUAAACAUGACAGAUCCUGAGAGUAUAUCAAUAGUUUUGGAAUUCCUAUCCUUAAUUUGUUCUGAAGGCGAAAUGAGGGAUUGGUUAGGCACUGAAGGCAAUGGUUUCUGGUUGCCUCUUCUCACUUUACUCGGUAAUAGACCAAUUGAUAAUCCUUCUUCGUCAUCUUUAAGGUGUACGAAAAUGAGCUUGUCAUUUGCAAAAUUGGAAAGUGCCACAAUUAAAUUCCUUUCAAAAUGUUGCUGGUGCCAUCCAGCUAACCAAAAGCUCCUAGCUGAAUUGCUAACAGAUGUUAUUCUACAGCAACAAGCGCCUACAGGAAAUAGGGGCUUACAAGGGAUUUCAGGUUUUACUAGGCGGUUAAUUUUACAGCUUUUGUUAGAAGGCGAAAAAAUUUUGAUCUCACUAACGUCGGAGACACCCAUGAAACCAUCGACCAUUACAAGCAAUAAUUUGCCCGUAAUGCCUCCACAUCCAGCUUUUCCUCUAGGCCAUUACCAUCGUUUACUUUAUACUUCGACGCAGUCUACAGUUGGAGACAUCUUGCAACAAGUUUCAGGCAGUUGGCUGCAAACGCUGCUCCCGAAUAAUUAUAAAGGAAACGAAGCAGGUCCGUCGCAGAAUCGCGAAAUUUGGGAGCCCAGCAUGAGUACCAUUAUCGAAGUUGGACUAGGCAACAGCGCAAGUAACCCCGCCAAGGACAAACGGGCUAAGGAGGCAUCUAAUAGAUCAUCACAAGCUAGAGGUCCUAUUAUUAGAAAGACCCGUCUCAAUCCAGAUGGUUCGAUACCGACAACGAAAUCUUCCAGUACUAACUCUCAAGCGAAUGUAAAUAUGGCUAAUCAAAAUUUCUUAAUUUUGCCAUUACGACCUAAUACUCCCUUGCCAUCGGAGUUGACGGUAGCUCAAUUACUUUCGAUAGUCGAGGAAAGUGGUGCUUCAUUGUCUGAACCUUGUUUAUAUUUGAAUUUACGUCAAAGAAGUAAAGAUUCUAAAGAUGACGGAUUGAAAUCCAGCAAUCGAAAUUUGCUUACUCUGUGGACCAGCAUUGAUAGUACCUUAGAAGUUUUUAGUUCUAGAGGAGGACUCGCUGUUCUCGCCAAGCAUUUACCUUUGGUGUACUCCGAUUCCAGUAGACCAGUGCCACUAGUUGAAAAGUCGCCUUCGCAAGAACAAUCCGAUGCUGAUUGGGUCAAAAUUGAGCAUAAUGAUAAUGCUUACGAAGAUGUGGGUGAAGGAAAUAGUAAUGGACCAUCAAGAACUAUCCCUCAAUCACCACAGGUUCCACCACAUUCACUAGCAGCGUUUGGCCUAUUUCUUCGUUUGCCUGGCUAUUCUGAAGUUCUAUUAAAAGAUAGGAAACGAGCUCAAUGUUUACUUAGGCUAGCUUUGGGAGUGACUGACGAUGGUGAAGGUGGCGAUAUACUUUGCUCGCCUUUAGCUUCUACGUUACCUACCUUGCCGUUUCAAGUAUUGAAACAACUCUUAGACGACACACCACCAACUACCGAUGACGGUCUCCUACUCCGCCGUACUUCGAUCGAUGUUGGUGCUGUGAUGCUUCUGUUGAAUUGCCUGGCUAUCUUUACUCAUCAAACUGGAUAUAACGAAGGUUCUGAUGGACGAACUGGACAACUGGGCGGUCGAAGUGACGACAAGUCUCACCUGUAUUGGGCAAAAGGCACUGGCUUUGGCACAGGCUCGACUCAACAAUCGUGGAACGUUGAACAAGCUCUCAUGCGUCAACGUUCAGAAGAAGAACACGUAACGGUGUUGUUGCAAGUACUGGCAAGUUAUAUAGGGGCGGGUGAACAGCCUCAGAAAGAGUUGCCUCCAGCCUUCUACGAUCUCCUUGCUCACUCGUGUUUGCUGCCAGCGCUUUCUUCCUACCUUCGCAAUGACUCAGUUCUGGACAUGGCUCGUCAUAUACCGCUCUAUCGGGCCGUGCUUCAACUGCUGCGUGCAAUGGCCAAUACUAACCAACUUACGCCAUUGUUACUGCCUGGAAAUGGCAAAUCGGGAGACCCUUCCAUCGUUGCUCUACUGUCAAACAUGAGAGUUUGCGUAGACAUCUAUAUGCACAAAAUUAAUAAAACAAAAAAUACCAAGUCCAAGGCUUCGGCUACAGUUACUUCAGCCGCCUCGACUUCUACAGCCAAGUAUCCAGAGGAAACUGAACAAGAUGAGGGUCUGGCCACCUUGAUUCCAGAUAUUCAAGAGAGCGCAGCAAUUGUGCAAAAUAGUACCGCCAAGCUCAUCGAGGCUAAUGAAGAUGUAGCUGGCCCGAGUCCUGCUGGUCCGGAAAUUCCUCUAAGAUCCGUCGAACAACGAUAUUUUGAAGUUAUGAAAAAUCUUCAAUUUGAUACGUAUGAAAUGAUAGUAGAAAAUCCAGAUGGUGGUUACAAAUUUGCCGUCUCAUAUCACUUCGAGUCGAUCAUGCGUGCAGCCGGUGAACGAAAUCAUCCGACACGCGUCAAGAGGCUAGCUCAAGAAGCUGUCACACUGUCGACAGCGCUGCCUCUUUCAUACAGCAGUAGUGUUUUCGUUCGUUGUGACACCGACCGUCUCGACGUUAUGAAAGUUCUAAUAACUGGACCUGCUGAAACGCCUUAUGCCAAUGGCUGCUUCGAAUUCGACGUAUAUUUCCCGGCGGAUUAUCCCAACAGUCCGAUGAUGAUCAAUCUUGAGACAACAGGCAGACGUUCAGUUCGUUUCAACCCGAAUCUGUACAACGAUGGUAAAGUCUGCCUUAGCGUACUCAACACCUGGCACGGCAGACCUGAGGAAAAAUGGAAUGCUCAUACUAGUAGUUUCCUUCAGGUAAUUCACGUAUUAGUGUCGAUUCAGUCACUGAUUUUAGUAUCAGAACCUUAUUUCAACGAACCAGGCUAUGAACGUUCACGUGGCACAUCUAGUGGAGCUCAAUCGAGUCAAGAGUACAACGCAAAUGUUUGUCAAGCUACAGUUAAAUGGGCAAUGCUUGAUCAGAUUAAAAAUCCAUGUCCAUGCUUCAAAGAUGUUAUUCAUACGCAUUUCUGGCUCAAAAGACACGAGAUUUGUGCACAAAUAGAAGGUUGGAUAAGAGACAUGGAAAUGCAUGGAGCAGACAGACGCUCUGCCAGGACUAUAUCAUUAAGCGCUCUAGCUUUGAGGAGACACUAUAAACUACUAAGAGAAGAAUUGAGCAAAUUACCGACACCCGAAGGUCUGGAGGACCUUGCCGAGCCCUUACGUUCACCUAGCACACCACUAGACAUAACAUCUGGUACGCUCGGUACACCGAGCACACCACUCGCUCCGUCGCUGACUACUACCAAUUUCGCCAAUCCCAGUUCAGCAAGUAAUAGCGCGGAGACAAGUAACCACGUACACCACGAUAUUGACACCGACGUCGAAAUGGAAAAAAUGGUAUCGAAAGUAUGCGAAUGAGGUGGAGUACUUUCUCAUUGUUGGACAUUUUUAAAAAGUCUAUUAUUAGUGUUAUUGUGAAUAGAGGAGCUGCUCGACGUUCAUGUCCACAAAUGAGAGAAUGUGUUACAAGAUACAACAUUGACUUACUGAUUCUGAGAGCCGCCCUUUUAUUGCGUGCAAGUUGAUCAAAGUGAAAAGUAAUGUGUGCAUUUUGUAAGACAGUUACUCUAAUCAAUUUUCUUCGUCUUGUGUGAGAUAGUUUCAGUGUAUAAGGGCAUUGUUGAAACAAAGUUACGCGUGAGUAUUGUGGUAAAUGUAGUGUGAAUGCACACAGUGCAAUCAAAAAGUCAAGUGAGAAGAAUAUUGAAGCAAAUGAAAAGAGAAAAAAAUAUGCCGAUAAGCUGUUUAUACUUGCGUGCGCAUACCGAAGAUGCUUCACGUGCACUGCGUUCAUUCUGCUACCAUGUGUAAUUGAAUAGAGGAAGCAACUGUUACUUUCACUAUUUAUUAUAGGUGUUCUUCGUUUGUUAAGUCGCCCAAAAUGAUAUCGAUAAACAAUACGAUUUCAACUUCUCAAAUGCACCGUCUGCAUCGUAAAUACUUAUAUGAAUGUCUUUAUGACUAUUCCAAUAAAUUUUAAGUUGAUGACAAUGCAGACGGUCGUGUAUAAUUAAAACAUUCACAUCGAUUGCCCUCUUUUAUUGAGUUCACCUUUUGUAUUACUAUUGAUCGGUUAAUAAAUACAAGCAGAACAAUAUAACAUCUAAAGACAAAAAUUAACACUGUUCAAAAAAGAUCAUAUCUUUUGGAGAACAAGCGUGAGUAAAAUAAAACUCGAUAUACUUUUAAUUGGCUUUUUUAAGCAAAAAUAAAAAAAUAACGAAAGAUAUUUACAUACAUUUUAAUAUUGGAUGCGUGUGUUUAUCUAACAGCCCUCGGCAAUUAUCCGAGGUUUCUGUUAUGAGAACAAGUUUUUUUCACUUUUUAUUUUCUAUCUGCGUAUCUAAAUGCGUAAAUUAUUUACUUUGUUAUUUAUCCUUCUUCUUAUUGAACAAAAAUGUUGACUUUGAUACUUAAAGUAAAAUUGAAAAAGAGAGUGUUUGAUGUAGAUAGCGUUAUGUUUAUAUGGAAAGCGAUAAUGUGAUCAAAACGAUCGCGGUGGCAAACCCUACUGAUAAAUCAGUUAAUGUAAAUAUUCUCCAAUAAGUACCCAUGCACACACGUAUAUAUGUUUAUAAUUCUAAAAGAAAAGAAGUAUCGCAAGAAUGCUCACUGGAGUGCAUGUCUUCAAAACUAUAAAAAAAGUACCUACAUAGAAAACGACGAAUAACUUAUGCAUAGAGCCCCAAUCUAAAUGCGACGAAUGGUAUGAGAGUCGCUUUUCUGAUGACAUGAUGAUUGUAAAGUAAUGUAUGGAACGGAAAAAACAUGUUGAUAGUUAUUUAUAAUAAACAAUUAUUACCA